CUUUCUCCGAAGAGAAGGACUGCCUUUGAUAGGGCAUUUGUUAUCAGCGUAUGGAGGGAGGAGACGAUGGAGACGAGAAUCGCGUUGUGUCUGUCAUCUGAUUCUUUUCCUGCUGGGAGAGAGAAAAAAAAGCGUGCGAAACCCCACCCUCUCGCUGACUGUAAGCACGGACGUAGUGUGGUGAGAGAACGGGACGAGAGAAGGCGUUAGAAGGAACGGGAACAUAACAAACCUACAAAAAGAUAACAACGAUUUUCCAGAUAUCUGUCUUUAACAGCUCACGAAUAUCUUGGAUUUAGUCUGUGAACUGUCAGAGGAUUUGAGGAAGUAAAUGCUGUCCGCUGGAUGUGUGUUUCUCUUCAAAAAAUAGACCAAGUCGGUUUGUAUGGUCCUUCCUGUUCAGAAAACUCGAAGGAAAGAAACUUCACUUUCUUCAUGUGAUCGUCCAAGUACUUGACAGCGUCCUUCAUCUGCUCAACAAUCACACGAUGGCACCUUGAAGAUGCAAGAAGUGUCGGAAUAGUAUAACUGAAAACAGGGUUGUUUUCGGCUAGGACCGUUACCCACUUUGUGAAAGAGCUGACCAACUUGCCGUAAAGCACGGGAGCGCAAAACUCAAUGCUCUUUUCCUGCCAUUCUUCUCGACUUCUCUCCGCUUCCUGCUUGUGGUGGCCACGGCACUUAACGACUAAAAAUACAGAAAACUCUAGAUGGACAACUGAAUCGAGCUGGGAUUAUUUCGGUCACUUCGCCAGACAAUGCGUUAUCACUCAACAUUUAGAGCAGUUUGGUUUAUGUUGUUGCAUUGUGAUUCUUGCAAUUGCGUUGUUGCAAUAGAGACAUUCCCAGAGUUAUUUUAUGAUUAGAGACUAAACAGGAUUUUUAUGAAUAUUUCCGGUUUGCAGUUUUAACUAGUAAACACAUUGGAUGUGCAGUGGUAAAAUAUAAUCAGGCUAAUAACCAGGAAACAAUGUACAACACGAACUCUUAACAGGAAUAGCAUUGUCAAUCAUGCCUUUUUACGCACUGGCACGGUUGACCAAAUUCUUGCACACAGUGAGCCCUUGUGUUUGAUCAUUGUCAUUUUAUAUGGAGACAUAUGCAUUCCAUGUCUGCUCUUUUCGGUGAUAUCAGUUCAGCUACAGCUAAACACGACUCUGUGUUUGCUUGCCUGGCUUCGGAGGGGAUUUUACAAGUCCCCGAUGAGCCCACUAAACGCAGAGGACAGGGAGAGCGGAGUUAUAAAGUAUGCGUUUGUACUUUAUUUUCAAUAUCUCACAAGAUCGAGCCCGGUUUAACCCAUCUACGUAGGUUCCAUGGAGCCACUGAAGAACAUAUUAUCUCGAGCAGGCUCGCUGUCGAACUGGAAAAAUCUCGAACAGUCGCAAAAGGGAAACUCUACCAAUCCUGUAUGGACCGCGCUUUUCGACUAUGAAGCGUCUGGCAACGACGAGCUCACCCUCCGCAAAGGUGACUUGGUCGAAGUGCUGUCACGAGACUCGGAGAUAUCCGGAGAUGAGGGCUGGUGGGCGGGUAAGGUAAACAAUAAGGUUGGCAUAUUCCCAUCGAACUACGUCUCCUUCAAGCCAAGCGGCUAUGGCAAACUGCAGGGCAGCGGAGUGGUCGGCCCAGCAGUUGUGGCCGAGUUUCAACCCGAGGCGGUGGAUUUUCGGGAUCUAAGCUUGCAAGAGGUUAUUGGCGUGGGUGGCUUCGGUAAGGUGUACCGUGGGACGUGGAGAGGGGACCUGGUGGCCGUGAAGGCUGCCCGCCAAGACCCGGACGAGGACAUCAGCGUCACAGCCCAAAAUGUAGUGCAGGAGGCUAGGCUGUUUGCCAUGCUCACUCACCCGAACAUUAUCGCCCUCAAAGGGGUUUGCCUGCAGGAACCAAACCUGUGCCUCAUUAUGGAGUACGCCGCCGGUGGCCCGUUGAGCCGGGCCCUGGCCGGACGUCGCAUCCCCCCGCACGUCCUUGUCAACUGGGCCGUGCAGAUAGCCAAGGGAAUGCUCUACCUCCACAGCGGGGCCAUUGUGCCCGUCAUCCACAGGGACCUGAAGUCAAACAACAUUCUCCUAGCCGAGCCUAUUGAGCAGGAGAGCAUGGAGGGGAAGACGCUGAAGAUCACAGACUUUGGCCUGGCGCGGGAGUGGUACAAGACCACCAAGAUGAGCACGGCGGGCACCUACGCCUGGAUGGCCCCCGAGGUCAUCAAGUCCUCCACCUUCUCCAAGGGCAGCGACGUCUGGAGUUAUGGUGUGCUCCUGUGGGAGUUGCUGACCGGUGAAGCUCCCUACCGGGGCAUCGAUGGUCUGGCCGUGGCCUACGGGGUGGCUGUCAACAAGCUGACCCUCCCCAUCCCCUCCACCUGCCCCGAGCCCUUCGCCCAGCUCAUGUCCGAGUGCUGGGACCAGGACCCUCACCGGCGGCCCAGCUUCGCCUCCAUCUUGGAUCAGCUGACAGCCCUGGAGCUGCAGGUAAGGGAGGAGAUGCCUCAGGACUCCUUCCACUCGCUGCAGGAGGACUGGAAACUGGAGAUCCAGCACAUGUUUGACGAGCUGCGCGCCAAGGAGAAGGAGCUGCGUUGCCGUGAGGAGGAGCUGAAGCGUGCGGCGCUGGAGCAGAAGUCCCACGAGGAUUUCCUGCGUCAGCGCGAGCAGCAGCUGGCCCAGUGGGAGCAGGACGUGUUCGAGCGCGAGCUCAGCCUCCUCAUCCUCCACAUGAACCAGGAGAAGCCCAACGUCAAGAAGCGCAAGGGCACCUUCAAGAAGCACAAGCUCAAGAGCAAGAACGGGGAGAAGAUCAGCAUGCCACAGGACUUCAUCCAUAAGAUCACAGUGCAGGCGUCCCCAGGGCUGGAGAAGAGGAGGAACUCUCCGGAUUUGGGAACGGGAACGUCGCCCACCUUCGGCCCGCGCUUCCGAGCCAUCCAGUUGAGCCCUAGUGAUAACAGCCGUGCGUUUGGGCUUGGGUCCCCGUUCUCCAUGGAGUCUCUCCCUCUGAAGGCGGCUAACGGGGAGCGCAGGCUGGCCCCCCACUGGGGCCCCCAGAGCCCCAAGAGCCCCAAGGUCCUACGCCUGAGUCCCCAGGAAAGCAGUCUCUGCAUGAGGGCCAAGCUCCUGGACACGGAUAGCAGUGAGAACGGAGACUCCAAGGCAGACUAUGAGGAGUACAGACCAUCCUCCCAUGAAUGCACCCAUAAUGGCUCUGGGUCCUCCUCUGUCUCUGUGAGGGAGCCUGUCUGGACCACCCUGCCCGAGGAGGACACUGAGAGUGAGGAGGGCGGCUCCCCCUGCAGCUCCCCUCGACACGACCGGGGGAGCCACCACCACCACAACCAUCACCAGCACCACCACCACCACCACCCCAAAGCCACCCACCGUGCCCUGCUCAGUAGCACCGUCCUGCUGGCCGCCGUGGCAUGGGGCCGGGCACUAGAGCCAGAGCCCGUGGACACCCCCCCCAAAGUGCCCCCCAGGACUAACCCUACCCCUCUUCCACCCGUUCCCGCCGCAGCCUCCCUCGUUCCCCCUUCGCCCUGCCCGGCCCACCCCCCCUGUCCGGAAGUGAAAGUCGAAUCGGACCCGGCGGUGGUAGACGACCUCAUCACCUUCAGCACAGACUCGCUCCCCAGGGGGCUCCUGUUCGACUUCCCCCCGCCUGCCCUGUCACGCUCCCCCGCGGAGAGCCGGCCGCUGCCCCUCACGCCCCCGCCGCCCAACCCCCACCAGCACCGGCACCGCACCCCCCAGCACAGCCCCAAAGGGUGGGCCGCCCCCCCCUCCAGCAAUGGCGAGCCGGCCAGCGACCCGGCCGCCAGCCAGGGAGGGGAGAGGAGGAGGCGGUGCAGCCAAGGCCUGCACGCCUCUCAGCUGGCGUUGGACCUGCCCAUGUGCCAGGACAGCCAUCAGGCCCCCUUCACCAUCUACCCCCCCAACCCCCACCUGCUGAGUCCCAAGUCCCCCCGCAUGGAGGUGCAGAUCAUCUCACGCCCGCGCCCCUCGCCCAUGCGGCCCCGCAUCGACCCCUGGAGCUUCAUCUCGGCCGGCGCCACACGGGCCGGAGCGGCCGGCGGCAGCAAGCCAGGCACCCCGUCGGACGCCCGCUCUCCCGGGGCCUCGUCGCUGGGCUACCAGCUGUCCCCGACCAACCCCUUCAUCACGAACUGCGGGCACCCCUUCCCCUCGCCCGAAUACGAUCCGUUCACCCUCAAGGCCCAGCCAGUGACCACAGUCACCGUCGACUCCCCCUCGCCCUCCCGCGAAUCCCCCUCGCCCUUUGACCCCUUCUCGGCUCCGCCGUUCCCCGGCGGUGCCGCCACCACCUCGCGCUCCGCACCUUGCUCGGCUAACGGGAGCCCGACUCUGUCCUCGCUCCGCGUGGCCCCGCUCAACCCGGCCGACUCGCCCUUCGUGGACCUGGGCUGGGCGGCGACAGCGGCGGCCACCGUGACUGCGACGUCGAUGACGCGCGGACGGCCACUAGAGGUCGCCAAAGAGCGGCUGCUAUCACCGCGGAGGGCUCUAGGGCUCAGUCCCUUCAGGUCCCCGACACAACUCAGAGAAGAUCGCUUCUGAACACACACACACACACACACACACACACACACACACACACACACACACACACACACACAUACACACACACACACCCAUGGCCAACAUACACAUACAUACCCCCAUGGCUAACAUACACACAAAAUGCCCCUCUUCCCAUCCACCACAGUCUCACAGGGAGAUCCGAUUUUUCUUCUGUAUUUCUAUUGGGUGUUAAGUCAUAAAAGAGUUAAGAGAGCUUCCUCUGAGGUAACGUGGUGAGAUAGCCAUUGCCUAUUUCAGGGCACAGGGGGUUUAGACUCUUUCUCAAAGGAAAAAGAAAAAAUGGAGAAGGAGACAAGAACAAGAAAAGGAAAAUACACACAGCUCCAGUAGGGGCCUGUUCUGGACAGCUAGCGUGAGAGACAGGGAGAGGGCCAUAACCAGGAAGUUUGUGUACAUCCCCCAUGUUGCCAUGGAGAUGAGGGGGGGGGGGGGGGGUACCGCUAGCAUACACCCUGCAUUAAAAAACGUUUCCAAAACUAGAAAAACAUAAAGCCACAGCUGCCAUGGUCUUCCACAUUCUGUAUGUAGACCUAUCCAGACAAGACUGGUGAGAGUGACUUGUAUUGAUCUACCGAAUCGCAGUCCUGAAUUUAUGUGUGUUCUGUCAGUGAAUUUUUUGUGAAAGAGUGGUGUUAAGCUUCUCAAGUGUCUCCCAGUAUGCAAUUCUCAUUCGCUCACUAAGGCUUGGCUAAAAUGUGGAAAAAUGGGUGGUACACACACACUCACAAACAUGCACACAAACGCAUACACAUACACACACUAACUCACGCGCACACACAUACACACACACUAACUCCUGUCACUCCAAGCUUUGUCGGCCUUGUCAAACGUUAUGGAGCCAGGGUUGAGUGUGAGUGAUGCUACUGUUGCUGAGUGGGGAAUGCGGGGGGAGGUCACAUCUAUACGAAGGCCAUUUUUAUUUUGUUUUUAUUUGUUAUGUUUUAUUUUUUGGUAAACGGGGGAUAAGUGAGAUCCACAAAGUCGAGCCUGUUCUUGCGAAAAGGCAGAUUCCUGGCAUUCCGAGGACAUUCCAGAACACAAAUGAGCUUUUGACCCAUGAUGAAGAAAAGCGAAAUAAUAGAGCAAAAGAUAGAGAGAGGGGACACACACACACACACACACUCUACACAUUCCACACUCUUGUGCCAAAGAAUGUGACCGCUCAGGCCUUUUCUUUUUUGUUGUUGGCCGCCCUUCGCUGAGAGUCCUGCCAUCAUUGUCAUGUCUGACCAUGCAACCCUGCUCUGAUCCUGCGCUUGCUGUUGGGACGCCGUGCUCAUAGGUGGGGCUGCCUCUCUUUUUACCUCUCUAUCUCCUCCUCUCUUUCCCUCUCUAUCCCCUCCUCUCCUCCUCUCUUUCCCUCUCUAUUCCC
This is a messenger RNA of Clupea harengus (Atlantic herring), 5970 nucleotides long. Its product is annotated as mitogen-activated protein kinase kinase kinase 11. Gene Ontology annotation, biological process: positive regulation of apoptotic process; microtubule-based process; protein phosphorylation. The record is from RefSeq and is a predicted model, not a curated record. Gene Ontology annotation, cellular component: centrosome. Lineage: Eukaryota; Metazoa; Chordata; Actinopteri; Clupeiformes; Clupeidae. Gene Ontology annotation, molecular function: JUN kinase kinase kinase activity; protein binding; ATP binding.